This is a messenger RNA of Myodes glareolus (Bank vole), 6786 nucleotides long. Lineage: Eukaryota; Metazoa; Chordata; Mammalia; Rodentia; Cricetidae. The record is from RefSeq and is a predicted model, not a curated record.
UCUCAUUGUCAGGUCUUUGUGGCUGAAUUCUGCUGAGCGCGCUCCUCGCGAGCCCCAAGGUCACGAUGCUGCUGCUGGCCUCUGCCUACCGCACUCUUAACUCCGGGCGGCUGCAGAGGGAACCACGUUCGCUAAAAAUGCCAAAGAAAAGAAGCGCGUUGCCUUGCUGAGAUUUGGGAAUGGCUUCCCCCGCCCUCCACUAAGAAUUUAUGCGCCCCAACCCCCUACUUCCCUUUUGCAAACCUCCCCCAACUCGAGAAACAAACGAUGAACUUAAUGCUUGACAAAAAUGGGUACAAAGUUUUCGUACAGCCUCUCCGCCCCCGGGGACACGAUCGAAAAUUCUGAAGGCAACAGGAGCACUACUAGCGCCCGCUUUCUUUAAACGCGGUUUCAGCAGAGGGCGGAGGCUAUUGUCAUGGUAAAUUUCGCUCGCGGAGGAAGAAAGGGUCGAUGAUCAAUCAAAAAGGAGAUACUUUUUGUGGUUCUGUCGCUUUCUUCCUACACCGCUGCGUGAAAGACUUUAAAAAAAACUUUUCUCGGUAGAAACACACACACGCGCGCGCGCACACACACACACACAGAAAAGGCUCUGGCGCGUGUGCGAGCUAAAGCAGUCUGCGGUGACCCUGGAGGACGUCGGUGCGAACGCAGUGGGCAGACCCCACUUGGGGACUUCCGCGAGAGCCCUGCAUUCCAGCAGGUCUACCCGGAGAAGCACAGAGGCCUCGGGUCCGCAUCCCCGGGUGGCCGCGAGCCACGCCACACCGCGCUAGGCUCUGCUUGCCUCCAUCUGGGUCAGGCACUUUAAACAGAAGCCGACUUGAUCAUGUGUAGGGCAUGAUGAGGACCCCUGAGAACUUGGAGGAGCCUAGCUCCACACCAAACCCUGGCAGGACCCCCAAGGAGAGGUUCGUUUAUCUGGAAGCGCUCCUAGAGGGAGGGGCUCCCUGGGGCUUCACCCUGAAAGGUGGCCUGGAGCAUGGAGAACCGUUAAUCAUUUCCAAGAUUGAAGAAGGGGGGAAAGCUGACGUGGUCAACUCCGGACUGCAAGCUGGGGACGAAGUCGUGCACAUCAAUGAGGUGGCACUGAGCAGUUCCAGGAGGGAGGCAGUUUCCCUGGUGAAAGGGUCCUACAAGACCCUCCGGCUGGUGGUGCGCAGAGACGUCUGUGCAGACUCGGGCCAUGCAGAACCUGGUGUCUCUAACUCCCUCAGCUCAGAGCUGCUCACCGGCGGUCCCCAGCACCGAAAAGCAACAUGGUCAGGAGGGGUGAAACUUCGGCUAAAGCAGAGGUGCAGUGAGACUGCCGCUCGCCCUCACUCGUGGCAUACAACCAAAUUUGGAGAGAACCAGCCUGAUGCCAGCAUGAUGCAGAUAUCUCAGGGCACGAUGGGCCCUCCUUGGCACCAAAGCUACCAUUCCAGCUCUUCUACAAGUGACCUUUCCAACUACGACCAUGCUUAUCUGAGGCGGAGCCCUGACCGGUGCAGCUCCCAGGGAAGUAUGGAAAGCCUGGAGCCUAGUGGCGGAUACCCAGCCUGCCAUCUUCUUUCUCCUGCCAAGUCUACGAGCAGCAUCGACCAGCUCGGCCACCUCCAUAACAAAAGAGACUCGGCGUAUAGCUCCUUCUCCACAAGUUCUAGCAUCCUCGAGUACCCACCCCCUGGUGGCUCUGGCCAAGAACGGUCAGGCUCCAUGGAUACGAUUUCUGCUCGGGGCGGCCUCCUAGAAGGGAUGAGGCAAGCAGACAUUCGCUAUGUCAAGACAGUCUACGAUAGCCGGAGGGGAGUAUCGUCAGAGUAUGAGGUGAGCCCUUCAGCUCUGCUUCUUCAAGGUAGGAAUGCCCACGCAUCAGCAGGUCUCCAGGGCUGUGCUAAAUGGCAUAGUGUUCCCCGGGGCAAGGGGGCCCCAUCCCCAUCGUGGAGCCAGCAGUACUCGGAUACUGCCACUGACAGCCUGGCCCAGAAAGUGGGUGCACCCAUGCCCCCUACUCGGAGCGACAGUUAUGCAGCCUUCCGGCAGCGCGAGCGUCCCAGCUCCUGGUCCAGCCUCGAUCAGAAGAGGUUCUGCCGGCCUCAGACCAACUCCGCAGGCUCCGUGAAAACCCCGCUCAUGGAGGAACAGCUGCACACAGUCGUAGAGGGGAGUCCAGAGAGCAGCCCCCCAGUGAAGCCCAAGCAUAGUUACACGCAGAAGGCGCAGCCUGGCCAACCCCUCCUGCCCACUGGCAUCUACCCGGUACCUUCUCCAGAGCCACACUUUGCCCAGGUGCCUCAGCCUUCCGUGAGUAGUAAUGGUACUGUCUACCCUGCCCUGGUCAAAGAGAGUGGAUAUACGGGCGCUCAGGGACCCUGUAACAAAAUGGCUACCUUGGACGAGAACGGGAACCAAAAUGAAGCUAGCAGGCCCGGGUUUGCCUUCUGCCAGCCCCUAGAACAUGACUUGGUAACCCCAGUGGAGAGAAAUCCAGAACCCACAGCCAAACAUGUCUCCUACAAAGUCCAUUUUUCUUCAGUGCCUGAAAAUGAAGAUUCCUCACUGAAGAAACAGGGCACACCUCUCCAAGACACCAGCCCAUCGUAUCCCAGCGAGAGAAAGAACGCCCCUGGCAGCAGGCCGUGUUCUAAUCACCACGGCCUCUCAUCUCCCCAGGCCCUGGCCUUGCACGUGGGCAGGCCCCCUCAGACCUGGGAGGGUGACUUACAGGAAGAUCACAAUGCCAACCUCAGGCAGAAACUGGAGAAAGAAGGUCAAGGGCAGAGCCAGCCAGGCAACUUUGGCAAGACCAAGUCGGCCUUCUCAUCUCUCCAGAACAUUCCAGAGAGCCUAAGGAGACAGAGCAAUGUAGAGCUCGGAGGAGAAGCCCAGGAGGGUCACUCUGGUGGCAGGCCCACCUGUGCCCUCACCUCCAGUGUGGAAGAGCCUGGAAGGAAGGCCGGGCCCGACAGCAGGAGCUACCAGGACAGGCCUGUUUCCUAUUCUAGGCCGGAGGGGAAAAUGAACACUGCAGACUCUUUCCAGGGUGCAGACCCAAGGUAUGAAGAGCCCCCGGCCCCAGCACUCCAACAGACACCCGGCCUGAGCCAGAGGAGACUGAGCUCCAGCAGCGCCUCGGCCCUCCAGUACAGGAAGCCCCACUGUUCGGUGCUGGAGAAGGUGUCCAAGAUAGAAGAGAGGGAGCAAGGGCGCCACAGACUCCCGAGCGUGGGCAGCCCCACCUACGGCCUCAACUAUAGGCCCCACAGGGCCGGACCAGCUUCCAGCACUUCCGCCGGUGACUUUGAGGACCCCAAAGCCAGCAUCCAUUUCUCGGAGGCCACGGAGCCAUUGGGCAAUGGGGAGCCGCCCUUGAAAAACGGGGAGUCCAGGUUCGAGGAGGCUUCCUGGCAGCCUUGCGGUCAGCCGCUGAGGAGGGCUGGGGAUGGCCGUGGCCCCCCUGCCCGAGGCGGUGAGCCCCCUAGGCCCGAUGCCCGACUGCUCCGCAGCCAGAGCACCUUCCAACUCUUCAGUGACACGGAGAGGGAAGCUCCGUGGCCGGAGGACAGGCCCGGCACCCCCGAGUCGCCCCCGCUGGACGCGCCCUUCACCUGCAGCCUGAGCUCGCUGCGGGAGCCCGACGUGCCGCUGUCCCGCCAGGAGCACCCCCACCUGGCCACCGACACCCUGCACGCGCCCCGAGAUCGCAGCAGCUCCUUCGCCAGCGGACGCCUAGGCGGGGAGCGACGGCGCUGGGACCCCCAGCCCCCCAGGCAGCCGCUCAGCGGAGCAAAUUGCGGACCUAGGGCCACCCAGAGACCGGACAGAACCCCUGGUGGCGGGCCGCCUUCCUGGAGCAUGGUGGCCGCCAACACUGGCAAGUCCAAAUCGGCCGAGGAUCUGCUGGAACGUUCCGACACCCUGGCGGUCCCUGUGCAUGUGAGGUCCAGGUCUUCCCCCACCUCGAACAAGAAAGGCCAGGAUGUGCUGCUGAGGGAAGACAGUGGCUUUGGUUUUGUGAAGGACCCAUGUUGUGUGGCUGGCCCUGGAUCUAGGUCUGCCAGUUGCUCAGACAGAGGCCAAAAAGAGCCGACGUUGCCCCUACACCGUCCUACCCCUUGCUGGGAUGACUCAGGCUGCAAAUCCACCGUUGGUUCCUCAGCUCCUACUGAAUGUUCUGGAACCCCAGACCAUCCAAAGCAGCUUAGAACACCUUGCUCUAGGCCACUUUCAGCAGGAAUGCAAGGCCACUUUCUAGAUACCAGAGCUGCCUCCAUAGCCCCACCCAGCACCCCUCUGCCAUCACCUGUCCCCUCCAGUUACCGGUCACAGCUUACCAUCGAUCAGCAGACUGAAAGGAGCGGUCAGCCUGGACGACAGCCGCUUCCGCCCUCUGCCCCUGCCCUGACCCACAGAAACGAUGGCCGUAGUCUGACCCAGCCUCCCAGCCCAAAAUGCCAUGAGCUCAGCAGCCCAGAGCAUGGGCUGGAAGAAGGGAUGUGGAAGAGGGCCUCCCUGCCUCAGCGCCCCGCACCACCUUGGACGAAGUGGGCCCAUGCAGUCAGGGAAGACAGCUUUUCAGAGGACACCUCGGUGCCUGAGUUUGCAGACCUGAAGCACUAUAAAAACCAGAGUCUGCCGAGCUCCUGCAGCACUAUGGACCCAGACACUCCAGGGAGGAUCUCUCUCCGGAUAUCCGAGUCAGCCCUGCAGGCUUCCCCACCACCUCGGGGGGACUAUGAGGAUGAAGUGUUUGUGAAGGACUUGCACCCCAGGGCUGCUUCAAGCCCCACACUUGAAGCUCUUCCCCCACCUCCACCUCUACCUCCUCCACUGAGCCAGGAAACCCUAGUGAACAGCUCAGAUGACUUUCCUCCACCUCCUCCCCAAGCCGUGUAUGAGGCAGUGCUGGACAGUGAAAUGUACAAGGAAGCUGGCAGCAGUUCCUGUCAGUUUCCCAUGGUGACAGUCUCAAGGGACAGGCAUGAGCCUGGUGCAGUCCAUUCCGAAGGUUGUCACAUAAUGACUCCCAAACCACCCCAGACUCCAGCCGCAGGUUCAGAAGCCGAGUCCAACACACCUGCCGACGCGCAUGCUCAGCCACAGCUCACCGGUUCUCUCGGCGAGCAGGCCUCUCCCAGCCAGACCCAAAGCCUCAUCCAUGAGACUGUCGGUAGAACUCAGGAUAUAGGAAAGAAAAUCCAUGCCGAGCCCCAGAAGACCUCAGAAGAUAUCCGAACAGAAGCUCUUGCCAAGGAGAUUGUCCAUCAAGACAAAUCUCUGGCCGACAUUUUGGACCCGGACUCCAGAAUGAAGACGACAAUGGACCUGAUGGAGGGCUUGUUCCCCGGAGAUGCUGGUGUGCUGAGGGAGAGUGGCACAAAGAGGAGAGCCUUGGAGACAGCCGGCAGACAGACAGGCUGUGAAGCCAAGAGGAGCGAUGACAGGAAAGCCGUGGGCAUGCUGGUCAGCUGCCCUGCCUACUACAGUGUGUCCGCAGCCAAGGCGGAGCUGCUGAACAAAAUCAAAGACAUGCCAGAGGCGGAGCCUGAGGAGGAGGAGCAGGAGGACGUCAACGAGAAAAAGGCUGAGCUCAUCGGAAGCCUCACCCAUAAGCUCGAGAUCCUCCAGGAAGCAAAGGGAAGCCUGCUCAUGGACAUCAAGCUCAACAAUGCCCUGGGCGAAGAGGUCGAGGCCCUGAUCAGUGAGCUCUGCAAACCCAACGAGUUUGACAAGUACAAGAUGUUCAUCGGGGACUUGGACAAGGUGGUCAACCUGCUGCUCUCGCUCUCCGGACGCCUCGCCCGAGUGGAGAAUGUCCUUAGCGGCCUCGGUGAAGAUGCAAGUAAAGAAGAAAGGAGUUCUCUGAAUGAGAAGAGGAAGAUCCUGGCUGGGCAGCAUGAGGAUGCGCGGGAGCUCAAGGAGAACCUGGACCGGAGGGAGCGCGUGGUGCUGGCCAUCCUGGCCAAUUACCUGUCGGCUGAGCAGCUCCAGGACUACCAGCAUUUUGUGAAAAUGAAGUCCACACUCCUCAUCGAGCAGCGGAAGCUGGAUGACAAGAUAAAGCUGGGCCAGGAGCAGGUCAAGUGUCUGCUGGAGUCUCUUCCCUCGGACUUCAGGCCCAAGGCAGGGGCCAUCUCCCUGCCCCCAGCCCUCUCCAGCCAUGUGACUCCUGCGGGGGGUUCUGUGGGGAGCUCUGUGCUCAGAGGCGGUUUCCCAACGUUGACCUCUCCACUUUAACCUCUCCUGAAAGACCCAACCAAGAGAUGCCACGCUCAACACUAUUUAAUCUAAAGAUGUCUCGCUGCGACUGCAGUUUGAACUGUGGGUUACUGGGGCGCUUCCGGGGUAAAAGGAAGGGACUGUAUCCCAGAAGAAGCCCGUCUUCCCUGUCUUGCCUUUCACGGUUGGUCUUCUGAGCUCGCAUGCUACCGGGACCUUCCCACUCUGCAUUCACAGAAGGAAAGUUAGUGACACUGGCCUGGUGGGGGUGUUUGACCGUGCAGGUUUCACAGGCUGGAGCAGAACUGUGUGCCCCCUCAGGAAUGAAUCCGCAGUGGCCUUCCUUGCUUAUGACAGGGUGCAAGCACCAGACUGCGCCCCAAAGCCUUACAAAGACACACACAUUCAGAAAACUGUAAAACCUUGAACAUUUUUGUUAUUUAUGUUUUGAAAAAUGAAACAGAUCAUUGUUUGUGUGCUAACUCUCAUUUGAUUCUGUUUUGUGGUGGAUGUAGAGAUUUCUGUGAGCUUUGUAUUUUGUGGAAACCUUAAUGAAGAAUUCCAAAGAUAGAUUGUAUAUGGAGA